Molecule: messenger RNA, 2381 nt
Organism: Tetranychus urticae (two-spotted spider mite)
Lineage: Eukaryota; Metazoa; Arthropoda; Arachnida; Trombidiformes; Tetranychidae
Molecular function (GO): protein binding
Source: RefSeq, a predicted model, not a curated record
UUCACUUUGUUAGUGGUUUACAAGCAAAGAGUAAAGAAGCUUCUUUGCUCUUUGUUUACAAGGGAAAGCAUUUGAACGAUCAAUCAUAAACAUUAAGUCAGUGCUUAUUAUAAAGUAAUAUUAAUUUGAAAUGUGGCUAAAAUUUUCAGUUUGUUUAAACAUAAUUCAUUGUUUCAAAUAAAACAUCUCAGAUUCAGUAAAACUUCAUUUGGAUAGGAUUUUGUGCAACAUUUAAUAUCUGUAAAAUUUUCGGUUGAACACUUUCCUUUUGCAGUCAAAUGGAUCAAGCUUUGUCGACAUUUAAAAAUAAAUUUCACCUCACUUCAUUCACUUCAAUUGGCUAUUUAUCCAGAUAUAAGAUGGAACCUGAUUCUACAAUCAUGAAUUUUCAUGUCCCUUCGAUUAUAUCCGUUGGUGUCAUUCCUUUGAGAAUUACUGUAUGGAAAAACAAGUAACUUUGAUUCCCGAUGGCUGAUUCCAAUGAAUCUUCUGAUCAAAUACCGGAAGUUUCUGAGUCUGGUGAUAAAUUGACGAUCAUAAAUGGAUCAAAGAUUUACCGUGUCUCUAAGAAGUUCAUUUGUUCAUCGAUACCUUAUUUUGAAAGUAUGUUUUGCAGUGAUUUGUUAGAAGCCCAAGAGAACAAAGUGGAAUUGGAUCUUGAUGAACACAGUUUCGAUUGUGUACUCAAUUGGAUUCAUUCUGAUUCGGUUCAAAUUGAAAUGGAAAGUGUUAUCACCUUGCUUGAUGUAGCCGAUUAUUUGCUGUUGAACGAUUUAUCAGAGGAUUGUUACUCAUACUUUCAUGCGUACUUCACUAUUGAACAUCUUCCCGUUGUUAUUCCUCAAGUGACUAAAACAUCUAAACUGAUCAACUCUGGUGCUUUAAACACAUUCAUCUGUCACCAUUUUUUGAAGAUUGCUAAAACAUCCAUAUUUCUAAAUUAUCCAGUUGAAACAUUAGAGUACAUCUGCAAAUUAGACUUGAUGAUUUCUUCUGAAUACCAAGUAUUGGAGGCAAUUAAUGAUUGGAUUAAAUUUAAAGCUGGUCUUAGAAAAGAAUAUCGUCUUCAAUUAUUAAGAUGUAUUCGUUGGCGUUAUGCUGGAACUGAUAUUUCAUCUAAAAUUCUGGAUGUUCCAUACAUCGCAACAAUUCAAGAUGUUGAUGAAAUUUUGUGUUCUCCUAGUAGUUCAAAACUUGAGUGUACUUCUAAUCGCACUAAACAAUGUUUAUUGAUUUCCAUUCAGAGGAUUAAUGAUAUGUGUCUGAAUAUAAGAGUUCUUCAGUCACAAUUUUGGUUACCUAUUGGUUAUUUUAAUUUAGAUGAUUCUAUGUCACUAGAAUUUGUUCAUGGAGAGAACAUAUCAGAUGUUUUAUAUGAUUGUGGAACCAAAGGAGUGCGAAUUGAUUGGGAAGGCAAGAAAUUCUGUUGGCUCAAUCUUGAAAGUGACGAAUCUUAUUAUCAGCAAAUCAACAAACUGAUUGUUUCCAGUCAGACUAAAUCGAGUACCAUUCUCUACUUGGAUGAUAAAUGUUUUGGGAAUGCUGAUGAUCCAUUAAUUGAUCUUUUUCAUCUUCGCUCGUCAGCUACUUCUAGGCGACUUCCUACUGUUUCCUCCGCCUCUCAUUCGCGUGCUUUUGUUGACCCCUGGGACGAUUGGUCUGACUGUGGAUGUUCUAGCUAUCCUAGUCGUGUAACCCGCCGUAAAUUACCACUUGUUUUGCUCAAUGAUUCUGAAAAUGAAGACGUGCCAACCUCAGUUCCUUCAGAAAAUGAUGAAAAGUUACUUCUCGAAUCUGAUGGUGAAUUCAUUGUGGUUGGAAAAACUAAAGAUAACAAGUUUUACACUCUUUUCCCAGUUCGUCAUCCUGAAUGGUUUAAGAUGGAAAAUUAUGUGAAUUAUGACCAAAGAUCUUUCAUUGCCACUAUUUUAGGGUCCAAUAUUUUUAUUUUGACUAAGAAACUGAAAUUUAUUCAGUUUGAUUAUAAAACCCAAACAUUUAAACAGACUGUUCCAUUCAAAGGCAACCAACUUAAAUUUAUGGAUUUAAUCAUCACUUCUCUCCUAGACAACGAUUACAAAAUAGUUUUGAUUCAUAAAUCCUCUGGUAAAAUUCAUUAUUUCAACAUUGACAGUCAAACUUGGACUGAAACGAAUAUCAGCAAUCGUAAACCGAAUCAAACUAAUUCUAAGGAUUGCAUUAUGGCUUCAACCUCAGUCUUUUUACCAUUAGAUAAAAUCAAACCUUACUUUUUUCGAAAAUCCAGUUCGUUGGACUGAUAAUUUCAAUUAUUUGAUCAUCAAAUGUAUCUUAAAUAUCAAUUUCAUCUCUGUAUUCGUUUGACGAAUGUAUUUAACAAAUAAAAUUUUCUUAUUAAAACU